UAGGGGCAGUGAACACUUUGAGACAGAAGCUUUCGGGGAGGCGUUGAAGCCAAGCAUCACCUUCCUGCGACUAAAGCAACUGCAGGAGUCAGGGCUACAAGACCUCAGCACCAUCACCACGGGGAUGGUCGGUGCCUCCCACUCUUCUCACCAUCUCUCCAUCCCUUCAGCCCCCAAGCUCGCUCCCAGCCGCCUGCCGGCCUCCAGCACCCAGGUGUUGCACUUGCUGCGGCCCUUGCUUCCGACAGACUUCUUUUCCUUCCUGGGUCCCACAACCCCUCAUUCCCACUAACCCCCUUCUUUUGGAAAACCUACGUGUUCCCCGAGGAAGCUCCCACCUGUGUGCCUACCUCCCGCCUCCAGGCCGCCCCGGAGGCCACCCCCGCCCGUACGCCGCUACCCCACCAACAGAAGGCCAGGGCGGGCCGCUCGCAGCCCGCGUGAGCGGCACAGGGACCUGGGGAUCGUCAUGAGUCUGGGCGCAGACAGGCACAGGCGGCAGGGGAUGAAGAUGAGGAUAGAAAUGAGGCAUCCGCGGUGCCUAAGCGUGGCCACGGGGAUUUUUGCGCGGCGGCCUCCUCGUCCUCUCGCCGCCGCGUCUGCCUCCUCCCCGCCCGCCCCCGGCAGAGAGAUGCUGCUGCAGGCGGGUGGGUGGGCGCUCCUCCCUGCGUCAGGAGGUGCGGCUCCCCCGGCCCGACGCUGCCCUCCCCUUUCCUCUCCCCCCGCCGCUUUUAUGUCUGUCUUUAAACGCCGCCGCAGUGAGGGUUGGGCACAUGUGGCUGCCACCGCCUGCCCGCCGCUGAGCCCCGCGCCCGCACGGCCCCGCUCGCCAUCCUCGCCCGCGGGGGCACCCGGCCCCCCCCUUUUCGCAGCUGGCGCCCGGCGGGCGGAGAUACUUUCAGUAGAGCAAGUGUUCAGAAACAGAAGUCCUUACUCUUGAUUCCCUGGUUUCAAGGAUCCAUCAGGCACCAUCUUCAGUCUUUUUAUUCAGUGUUUUAUCCCAAGCAGAGGGAGAGUCUGCUUCAGUGUCCAUCUGUUUCAGCUGAACGUCAUCUCCUUGCUGUUUUUUCAAAUUACAAAUGCCUAAGAACAGCAAGGUAGUGAAAAGAGAUCUAGAUGAUGAGGUCAUUGAGUCAGUUAAGGACCUGCUGUCUAAUGAAGACUCUUCAGAUGAUGCCUUCAAGAAGAGUGAACUUAUGGUUGAUGAUCCAGAAGAAAAAGAUGUAGAUGUUGAAGAAGGCUCAGAUGUAGAAGAUGAAAGACCUGCUUGGAACAGCAAACUCCAGUAUAUUCUGGCACAAGUUGGAUUUUCUGUGGGAUUGGGGAAUGUGUGGCGAUUCCCCUAUCUGUGUCAGAAGAAUGGUGGAGGUGCCUAUCUUGUGCCAUACUUAAUCUUGCUACUGAUAAUAGGGAUUCCACUCUUUUUCUUGGAGCUUGCUGUUGGGCAGAGGAUCCGUCGAGGGAGUAUUGGUGUGUGGAAUUAUAUCAGCCCCAAACUUGGAGGAAUUGGAUUUGCAAGCUGCGUAGUAUGUUUCUUUGUGGCCCUGUACUACAAUGUCAUUAUUGGAUGGAGCCUGUUUUACUUUUCCCAGUCUUUUCAGCAUCCAUUACCAUGGGAUCAAUGUCCUUUAGUUAAAAAUGCAUCUCAUACCUUUGUGGAGCCAGAGUGCGAAAAAAGUUCUGCAACCACUUACUACUGGUACAGAGAAGCACUGAAUAUUUCCAGCUCUCUGUCAGAGAGUGGGGGUUUAAAUUGGAAGAUGACUAUCUGCUUGCUGGCAGCUUGGGUCAUGGUAUGCUUAGCCAUGAUCAAAGGCAUUCAGUCUUCAGGCAAAAUCAUGUAUUUUAGUUCCCUUUUUCCAUAUGUGGUACUUUUAUGCUUUCUGAUCAGAGGACUCCUCCUUAAUGGGUCAGUGGAUGGAAUUCGUCACAUGUUCACCCCUAAGCUUGAAAUAAUGCUGGAGCCCAAGGUCUGGAGAGAAGCUGCUACUCAGGUGUUCUUUGCCUUAGGGCUUGGAUUUGGUGGAGUCAUUGCCUUUUCAAGCUACAACAAGAGAGACAACAACUGCCAUUUUGAUGCUGUACUGGUGUCCUUCAUCAAUUUUUUCACUUCUGUGCUGGCAACUUUGGUGGUGUUUGCAGUUCUGGGCUUCAAAGCCAAUAUCAUAAAUGAAAAAUGUGUUACCCAAAAUUCUGAGAAGAUUUUAAAACUUUUGAAAAUGGGCAAUCUCAGCCAAGAUAUGAUCCCACAUCAUAUCAAUUUCUCAAGCAUUACAGCAGAAGAUUACAAUUUAGUGUAUGACAUUAUACAGAAAGUCAAAGAAGAACAGUUUGAUUCUCUUGGCCUGAAAUCUUGUCAAAUUGAAGAUGAACUUGACAAGGCAGUUCAAGGAACUGGUUUAGCUUUUAUUGCCUUUACAGAAGCAAUGACCCACUUCCCUGCUUCUCCUUUCUGGUCAGUCAUGUUCUUUCUCAUGUUAGUAAAUUUGGGACUUGGAAGUAUGUUUGGAACCAUUGAAGGCAUUAUCACGCCCAUUGUUGAUACCUUCAAGGUCAGGAAAGAAAUUCUUACUGUCAUCUGCUGCUUGGUAGCCUUUUUUAUUGGCCUGAUCUUUGUGCAGCGCUCUGGAAAUUAUUUUGUGACGAUGUUUGAUGAUUACUCAGCUACUCUGCCCCUGCUUAUCGUGGUCAUUUUGGAGAAUAUUGCAGUCAUCCGAAUUUAUGGAAUAGACAAAUUUAUGGAGGACCUGAAGGAUAUGCUGGGGUUUUCUCCAAGCCAAUAUUAUUACUAUAUGUGGAAGUAUGUUUCACCAUUUGUAUUGCUAUGUUUGCUGGUAGCUAGCAUUGUCCAAAUGGGAUUGAGUCCUCCUGGUUACAAUGCUUGGAUUGAAGAUACGGCUAUGGAAGAGUUCCACAGCUAUCCAACAUGGGGGAUGAUUGUCUGUAUAUCUUUGAUGGUGUUGGCCAUACUGCCAGUCCCAAUAGUCUUCAUGGUACGCCGUUGCAACCUUAUUGAUGACAGUUCUGGUAGUUUGGCAUCUGUAUCCUACAAAAGAGGUCGGAUAAUAAAGGAACCUGUUAAUCUGGAGGGAGAUAAUACGAGUCUGAUUCAUGGGAAGAGUCCAAGUGAAGUGCCGUCUCCAAAUUUUGGCAAAAACAUAUAUCGAAAACAGACUGGCUCGCCGACUCUGGACACGGCUCCAAACGGACGCUAUGGUAUUGGCUACCUGAUGGCAGAUAUGCCUGACAUGCCAGAGUCUGAUUUGUAACCACAGAACAAAAAAAGUGCUGUUUGUUUCUUCUCUCACUGAUCACGGCCCUGCUGUGAGAAGUGGUCAGCGUCACUUACUAGGAUGCAGUCUCAGGUGCUCCAUAGUGACAGUCUUUAAAAUGCCAUGACUGUACAUACUGGUUGAGAAAAUUCACGUUGGAUUAAUUCUCUGAGUUUUUAUUUGCACUGAAGGAAACAUUCAAAUGCAAUGGCAGGGCAGCCUACAUCUGCCAGCAUAGCCAAGAAUUUGAUUUUUUAAUUAACUUCUAAAUUUAAAGCUUUCUAUUUUUGAAGCCCAGGUCUUGCUCAAACGAUGAAAUAUUUCUGAGGUUGUGUCAUUGGAAAUCAGUUUUUUUUCUGCUGAAUUUCAGGUUGACUCCCAAGUAUUAAUGGUGAGCUCAGUAGUAGUUCACCAAACCUGUUUUUGUGUAAACACUGUAUAUACCUUAUGUAGAUAUGCUGUACUUAUUUUAUUAGCACUGAUAAUUACUUAGGCUCUUAGCUGAGUAAAAAACAAACCUGCAAACUAUUUUCUUAUGUAAUAGCUGUAUAGAGCAAUAGUAUUAGAAAAUCAAGGAGUAGACUUAUAGAAAAGUGAUCAAAGAUUCCCUGUUCACUGGGGACUGCGUAAACUGUGGCUGUAUAUUUUGUGUAAAAUAUUUGCUUUUUCAGUGUGAAAACAAUGUUAGAGUGAGUCACUCCAAGAAUCUUAAGGAUUGUGCAGAUUCUGCAUUUUUUUCUAUGCUGUGUGCCUAAAAAAGACCUUGAUAUUUAUUGUGGUUACAAGAUUACAUAUAUAUUAUAUUUAUAUAAUAUACUUGUAAUGUAAAUAUGUAUAUUAUUCUGUAUGUAAUCGUUUCAAAAGUUGAAGCAAGAUGGCUUUUUAAAUUAGUCUCUUCAGUUUUGCUUCUCUUUUAUGCAGAUAAUUUUUUUUUCAGUCAGUAAUUGUUAAGAACUGUAUGGCAUUACAUUUUAACCAACAAAUAAAGAGAUUGAUAAGGUA
Molecule: messenger RNA, 4274 nt
Organism: Motacilla alba alba
Lineage: Eukaryota; Metazoa; Chordata; Aves; Passeriformes; Motacillidae
Gene: SLC6A15
Product: solute carrier family 6 member 15
Exons: 12
Coding region: 1080-3269 (729 amino acids)
Biological process (GO): sodium ion transmembrane transport; L-leucine transport
Cellular component (GO): plasma membrane
Molecular function (GO): proline:sodium symporter activity
Source: RefSeq, a predicted model, not a curated record